CUGCCUGCGCGUGUGGAUCGGCGUGGUGGCGGCUGAGACAGUCUCAACUCCUGGGCUUGGCGGCCGGAGAGGGGGGAUGGCGGCGGAGGUGUUGCCGAGUGCGAAGUGGCUUUACUGUGGGCAGCCCGACGAGAGCCAGAGAGCUGUACUGGUUCAGUUUUCCAAUGGGAAGCUGCAGAAUCCAGGUAACAUGCGUUUUACCUUGUACAAGAGCAACGACUCCACAAAUCCCAGGAAGAGGAGUCAGCGGAUCCUGGCAGCUGAAACAGACAGACUUUCCUACGUGGGAAACAAUUUUGGGACUGGAGCCCUCAAAUGCAACACUCUGUGCAGACACUUUGUGGGAAUUUUGAACAAGACCUCUGGCCAAAUGGAAGUAUAUGAUGCUGAAUUAUUCAACAUGCAGCCACUGUUUUCAGAUGAAUCAAUUGAGAGUGAAUUGACAUUAGAGAAUGAGAGCAAAACUUUUAGAGAUAAGAUGGACUCUUGCAUUGAAGCCUUUGGUACCACCAAACAGAAGCGGGCUCUGAACUCCAGGAGAAUGAACAGAGUUGGCAAUGAAUCUUUGAGUCGUGCAGUAGCUAAAGCCGCAGAGAGUAUUAUUGAUACAAAGGGUGUGACUGCUCUGGUCAAUGACGCCCUCCACGAUAAUUUGCAAGGCGACUCCCUCUACCUUCCCCCCUGCCACGUGGACGCAGCCAAGCCCGAAGACGUGUAUAAAUUUGAAGACCUUCUUUCCCCUGCGGAGUAUGAAGCUCUUCAGAGUCCAUCUGAAGCUUUCAGGAAUGUCACAUCAGAAGAAAUACUGAAGAUGAUCGAAGAUAACAGCCACUGCUCCUUUGUCAUAGAAGCAUUGAAAUCUUUGCCAUCAAAUGAGGAGAGCCGAGACCACCAGGCCCGAUGCAUAUGGUUUCUGGACACACUCAUCAAGUUUCGAGCACAGAAAGUGAUUAAGAAGAAAAGUGCCCUGGGACCUGCAGUUCCACACAUCAUCAACACCAAACUGCUGAAGCACUUUACCUGCUUGACCUACAACAAUGGCAGUUUACGCAACUUAAUUUCCGAUUCUAUGAAGGCGAAGAUCAUCGCGUAUGUGAUUAUACUUGCCUUGCACAUAAACGACUUCCAGAUUGACCUGACAGUGUUACAGAGGGACCUGAAGCUCAGUGAGAAAAGGAUGAUCGAGAUAGCAAAAGCCAUGAGGCUGAAGAUCUCCAAAAGAAAAGUGUCUCUGGCAGACGGCAGGGAGGAGGAACACAAACUGGGUACUCUGUGCAUCCCACUGCCUCCAGCCCAGUCCGUGGACCGCCAGUCAAAGCGGAGGAAAAUCACAUAGAGAUGUGCUCUCCACACAGCAGUUUGGCCACAUCAUAUAGCCACUACCUCUGUUCAUUUCCAUUUUCAUUUUUAAAAAGAGGAAACAGCAGCCUUGCUUUGGCAUGGGUAUGACGCCACAAGCCAGCAUCUCAGUCGUGCUUGUCUUAAGUAAAAACAUAAAGCGACCACCAUUUUGGACUUCGCUCCAACCUUUGGUGUGAUUAUAACUGGCAGGUGGUUCUCGUGUUGGUAUGUGGGAGGUGGGGCCUGGGAAGCCAGAGCCAGAUCUCACAGGCUGGACCCUGGGCCAAAUCUAAUGGAUAAAGUUUAAUAAAGAGCAAUGUGAAGUGCCCUGCU
Messenger RNA from Miniopterus natalensis, 1674 nucleotides. It is a transcript of the gene POLR1E, whose product is annotated as RNA polymerase I subunit E. The record is from RefSeq and is a predicted model, not a curated record. NCBI's taxonomy places the organism in Eukaryota, Metazoa, Chordata, Mammalia, Chiroptera, Miniopteridae. Gene Ontology annotation, biological process: DNA-templated transcription. Gene Ontology annotation, molecular function: DNA binding.